UCGCUGUACACACGACAGACUGAAUGAAUAUUCAUGUUCUUGUUCAUGUUCUUUGUCUUUCUAUACAAAUCCUAAUCUUUAUACUAUUCUUUUCAAUUUUUGACUUUUUAAAAUCUUUUUCGUGCCAAUUCCGUGAGUUCCACUUCAAUUCCCCCAAAAGAAAACCCUAAAUCUUUCUCCCGAAUGAUCUUCAUCUUCCUCGACAUCAGAUUUCACUCUUGUACAUCGAAUUUGAAUUUUAAUUCUUCAAAUUCCACUUUCAAUUUUGUGCAGUAGUGUAAUUUUAGGGUUUCGACGCAAUGGUUCGCCGGAUGGAAUCCAUCCAAGAUCUUAUUGAAGAAGCUAAAGUUCGUUUUUUGUGGUGGUUUAUUUUUAUCUUCUCCAUUACAUAUUUUUUAUCUCAUACAAGUAAGUCAAUGUGGAUGAAUGUCCCAGUUGCAGUCUUAAUUGCAAUUCUAUUACGUCACCUAACAAAAGAGAUAGAGUUCCAUCCAAAGGUUCCAUCAACUAGUAAACAAAAAUGUCUUUCUCACUGGGAAAAGAAGCGACUCUCAGUGAAUGAUCCACGUUUGUCUACAGCUCCUCCCCAGUCAAAAUGGAGGCGAAAAUUCGAUUCACCCAUUGUCGAGGCUGCAGUAGAGGACUUUGUUAAUAAGAUAAUACAAGACUUUGUUAUGGAUUUAUGGUAUUCCGAUAUUACACCUGACAAAGAUGCUCCUGAACUAAUGCGUGUCAUUAUACUGGAAGCCCUUGGAGAAGUUGCUGGAAGGGUAAAGGAAGUGAACAUUGUUGAUUUACUAACUAGGGAUAUAGUUGACUUAAUAGGGGAUCAUUUGGAAUUGUUUAGAAAAACCCAAGCGUUAAUUGGCAUAGAUGUUAUGGUCACUUUGUCUUCUGAAGAAAGGGAUGAAAGACUAAAACAUCAUCUUAUUGCUUCUGGAAAACUCCAUCCUGCAUUGAUAUCUGCUGAGAAUGAGUACAAGGUUCUUCAGAGACUUAUGGCUGGAUUACUAGGUUUAGUUCUGAAGCCAAAAGAAGCACAAUGCCCUCUUGUUCGAUGUAUUGCCCGAGAGUUUGUAACUUGCUUAGUAAUGCAACCUAUUAUGAAUCUUGUGUCUCCGGAGCAUAUCAAUCAGUUGGUCGAGCUUAUUCUUCUUCAAUUUAAAGACUUUUUGACUGGAAUGGAUAGUGAUGAUAUGUUACCAAAAGCAGAAAAUGAUCAUUCGGUUGCUGAAGGAAGCAUAGAAAUUAGUGAAUCAGCAUCCAAGAGACAUAAAGAGUUCCAUAAUGAAGAAUCUGAAAUGCCAUAUGGUAGAAUGGAUGAGCGGAGAAAACUGGCCUUGCAGGCUCCACCGAUUCCCUCCUCUAAUAUGUCUUAUCAAGAGUCAGUCCAGCCAAAGGUUGCUGAUUGGGCACGUGUACUGGAUGCUGCAACUCAGAGACGUACCGAAGUUCUUACCCCUGAGAAUCUUGAAAACAUGUGGGCAAUAGGAAGGCACUAUAAAGAUAAAAUUAAUAAAUCUGCAAAAGCACGUCCUCCUCUAGUAUCUGAUAGUAGCAAAAUAUUAGUGGAUUCCAUGGCAGGAUCAAAACCCACUGAUUUAGUUAAAGACAACAACAAGAAGAAAAGAGUAUCUAUGGAUGUAGAAAAUGAAUUUCUUUCAAAAGAAAUGACCCUUGUCUGUGAAGUUGAGGGUACUAAUAUCAACACAACUGAUGGAUAUAAAACUAGGCUUAAGAGAUCCAGUAGUACUUCUGAUGUACUAGUUGAAUCCGGGGAGAAAAGUGCCAGUGCUCGUGGAAGCCAAAGUCUUCUGAUUUCAGAAGACUUCUACAGCCCAGAUUUUGCAAGCCGCAGUGUUCAAGAAAAAUUUGAUGAUCUGUCAGGCUCAGUCAUUCGAGCUGUUGGAUCACACUUUCCCAAGCUUAUGUGUCGGGUUGUUGGAGCAUACUUCGAGAAAAUUGGAUCAAAAUCAUUUGCUGUGUAUUCUAUUGCUGUCACUGAUGCACAGAAUAACAAGUGGUUUGUUAAAAGGAGAUAUCGGAACUUUGAACGACUACAUCGACAACUUAAAGAUAUUCCAAAUUAUAACUUGCAUUUACCUCCAAAAAGGAUUUUCUCAUCUAGCACUGAAGAUGCUUUCGUGCAUCAGCGUUGCAUCCAGCUUGACAGAUACCUGCAAGAUCUGUUAUCCAUAGCUAAUGUUGCUGAACAACAUGAAGUGUUGGACUUUCUCAGCGCUUCAUCCAAGAAUUACUCAUUUGGAAAAUCUCCAUCAGUUAUGAAAACGCUUGCAGUUAAUGUGGAUGACGCUGUCGAUGAUAUUGUACGCCAAUUCAAGGGUGGAUUUUCGCGUAAAGUUGUUGGGUCAUCUCCAUCAAAUUAUGAAAACCUUACAUCUAUGCCAACCACAAACUUGUCCUUGAGUGAAAGUGAUUUGCAAAGUUCAUUAGAUGCUUCAAUUGAAACUGCUAAUAAUCUUUCUGAUAAUGAGGAGGGUGAUAAAGAUGAAAGGUGUGGCCCAGAGGCAGCAGAUGCUGAUGUUAAAGAAAAUGGGUGGCAUUCUGAUAAUGAAUUGAAAUCAAAGAGCUUUCCACCUCGAGUGGUUAAAAAGACUGGAGAUACACUAAAUUCACAUUUUGAGACAAUGCAACCCUUUAUGAAAUCCAACAUGGUUGGCGUUGCAAGUUUACCGGACAUGCCUCACCCAACUGAUGAUUCUGUUCGAGUGCCACCCGAGUGGACACCACCUAAUGUUACCGUGCCUAUGUUGAAUCUGGUUGAUAAGGUCUUUCAGCUUAACAGAAGAGGCUGGAUAAGGAGACAAGCCUUUUGGAUCUCAAAGCAAAUAUUGCAGCUAGUGAUGGAAGAUGCUAUUGAUGACUGGCUAUUGAUGCAGAUUAAUUGGCUGCGCAGAGAGGAUGUUAUUGCUGAAGGAAUUCGGUGGGUUAAAGAUAUUCUCUGGCCAGAUGGCAAGUUCUUUCUCAAGCUAGAGAUCACUGGGGGUGGAUCAGAUGAAAUGGACGAUUUUCAUUCUUUUCAAGCUACACCUCGAGCGUCCAGAAGGAAUGCACAAUCUAGUUCGUUUGAAUUGCAACUUGAGGCUACUCGUAAAGCUAGUUUUGUGAAGAAGGUGCUCUUUAAUGGAGCUCCAGCACCCUUAGUCAGUAUGGUUGGCGCAAAACAGUACAAACGUUGUGCACGGGAUAUCUUCUAUUUCCUUCAGUCUUCCGUAUUUCUGAAACAAGUUGCUUACACUGGCUUGGAGCUCGUGCUUGUAUCAAUCUUUCCCGAGUUGAAAGAUCUUGUGGAUGAUAUUCAUCAAAAGAUGCAACCAAAACAAACUUGAGAUUCCGCUCUUAUUGAUCUUUAGAGAGCAACUUAUACCUUUUGGAUCACGUUAACUGCUCGAAAGAAUGUUUUACUUCAAAAGAUAGCCCAUGUGAAGAUCUUCAAAAGGGUCCCUGAUUCAUCAGGUUGCGUUCGAUACAACAUGUUGCUUUUCCUGAACAAUUCGACUGAGAUGAGAUUUGGGGAGAUCAGGGAAGAAAAAACCCAACCCGUCUAUGCAACUCAAUUAAGCUGUUUCUCGACUGGGUUUGGAUACGAGUUUUGUGUAAUACUGAAUAGAGAAGUUAAAGCUAUGUUGGCUAUGGUUCAACUGUACAGAAUUGUCAGAUUUUGUGUAGAGUCCUGUUUCUGUUACCUGCUAAAUCCUCUAUAGCAACCCCUUGUAAGUUUGGUAGGGGAUUUUGAUUGUAUUUUUUUUUUUGUUUUUUUGUAAAUGUGUAAAACAAAGAAUUAUGAAGUAUAUUACCGUCUCAUAGUAAAGUUCUUGAUCA
Amaranthus tricolor (Joseph's coat) is the source of this 3843-nucleotide messenger RNA. RefSeq lists its product as uncharacterized. The coding region runs from base 300 to 3350 and encodes 1016 amino acids. Gene Ontology annotation, molecular function: phosphatidylinositol binding. The record is from RefSeq and is a predicted model, not a curated record. Lineage: Eukaryota; Viridiplantae; Streptophyta; Magnoliopsida; Caryophyllales; Amaranthaceae. The transcript has 15 exons.